AUGAUUUGUCUCCAAAAAACAGGUCCCAAUGCAAAGCCCUUGUCACCAAACAAGAAUCAUCGACAGAUACAACGAGUGACAUCCGCGACAGUUCUAUUUUGUGUCCUUCUCUUGGCGUUUUCCUCUUCUUCCCGAAGCAGUCUUCGUGGGGCUCAUGAAUUACAUCUUAACCCACAAUGCUCAGCUCUGAAACAAUUCAGGAUCUGUUCCCAUCAGCUACUCGAUCCACCGGAAAAUCAAGUUGUUGGUUCGCUAAAGGCAAUGUCGGCAUUCUGGGCAAAGGGAAUCAAAUGCUUCGAUAUUGACGCUGUCACCACCAAGGAUGGACAGUUGCUAGCGUCCCAUCCAGUUCGACUGAUACCCAGAAUCAGCCCUAACAAUUCCCAAAAUUUUGAUUCUGCCGCUUACACUUUGGAAGAAAUGCGGAAAUUGGGUGCGGACAAAGAAGGAUACCCUCUACUGUACACGGUCUUUGAGCACUAUGCAUCACUUGUCAAUAAUGAGGCCACAAAGAAGCCGUUUUACGCCAAAGGGUCUAAUUAUCUUGAAGGACCGUUGUUCAAUGUGGAUCUCAAGGGUCCCAAUCUGACUGCCAAACACAUGGAUGACAUUCUUGACAAGCUGGUAGAUCUAGGCAUUCGAGACAAUGUUGCUAUUUGCGCUAACCCACUAAAGGAAGGCGAGAUCGGACCUGGCGUUGAUAUGCUGAAACAUGUAGGACCGAACCCAUCUCGCGGAAACGUGGGCUUGGUUUUGCGAGAUCGAGAGGACAACGAUAGGAAUAUUGCAAAGGUAAAAGGGACUGUUCAGAGCAACCCUUCAAUUCGCUCAUAUGUCGCCUCGUACAAGUUUGAAAAGGAUUACUUUUCGAAAAUCCGAGGCAUGCCUAUCAUUGCCUGGACAAUUGACACAGCUGAGACCCUGUCCUACGCAAUUGAGAACGGUGCAGCAGGGAUCGUCACGAAUCAUCCAAUAAGAUUAUUGAACAUUUUGCAGGGAUGGAUUGAGAAAGAUCAAUGUACUUAA
Cylindrotheca closterium is the source of this 1026-nucleotide messenger RNA. The record is from the annotation of a GenBank genome assembly. NCBI's taxonomy places the organism in Eukaryota, Bacillariophyta, Bacillariophyceae, Bacillariales, Bacillariaceae.